Sus scrofa (pig) is the source of this 3428-nucleotide messenger RNA. NCBI's taxonomy places the organism in Eukaryota, Metazoa, Chordata, Mammalia, Artiodactyla, Suidae. The record is from RefSeq and is a predicted model, not a curated record.
CCAAAGACUUCUGAACCAGCUAACUGGACUUUUUACAAUGGAUCAGCAAGAUAAAGAUUCCAGAAGCCACCUAUUAAGGCAGCGACAACCUUCACAUUUAAGGGGUUCCUCUCUCCCCUCGACGGCCCAGGGGGAUCACAGGCGCCAGGACUUUGGGCCCCACUUCCCUUCCUCGCCGGACCCACCUGGAGAACAGAGGCGGGGCUUGGCGGAAGGUCAGCAGCCGUCAAGGUCUCCGGCAACUUGGGCGUUCCCCGCGUCCCCGGGCGCACUCCCUCCGCUCGCCCGCGUUCCAGAGGCUCCUGCCAGCAGCCGGCGCGGCUGGCUCAGUCCCGCGGAAACCAUGGCCAAGUCCAGGGCUCGUCAGUACCUUUGGUUGUGCGUGGUUGCAGCGUUGGCAUCUUUCCUGGGUGGAUUUACGGUGGGCUGGUUUAGUAAACCUCUCAAAGUAGCAGUCACUUCAACGGACUCUCCCCAAAACUUAAGGUCGCAACUGUUAUCUGAGAUGAAAGCUGAAAAUAUUAAGUCAUUUCUUCGUUCUUUUACAGAGCUCCCGCAUCUGGCAGGGACAGAGCAAAAUUUACUGCUUGCCAAGAAAAUCCAAACCCAGUGGCAGAAAUUUGGACUGGAUUCAGCCAAGCUGGUUCACUAUGAUGUUCUUCUGUCUUAUCCUAAUAAGACAAAUGCCAACUAUAUAUCAGUCCUGGAUGAACAUGGAGUUGAGAUUUUCAAAACAUCAUACCUGGAGCCGCCACCAGAGGGUUAUGAGAAUGUUAAAAAUGUUGUACCGCCAUAUAACGCUUUUUCACCCCAAGGCAUGCCAGAGGGAGAGCUUAUAUAUGUGAACUAUGCUCGUACAGAAGACUUUUUCAAGCUAGAGAGAGAGCUGAACAUCAAUUGCACUGGAAAGAUUGUUAUUGCAAGAUAUGGGAAAAUCUUCAGAGGAAAUAAAGUUAAAAAUGCCAUGUUAGCUGGAGCCAAAGGAAUCAUCUUAUACUCAGAUCCAGCUGACUACUCUGCCCCUGGGGUACAGCCGUAUCCCAAAGGAUGGAACCUUCCUGGAACGGGAGUCCAGAGAGGAAAUGUGUUAAAUUUAAAUGGUGCUGGUGACCCGCUCACUCCAGGCUAUCCAGCUAAAGAGUACACCUUCAGACUUGAUGUUGAAGAUGGAGUGGGAAUCCCCCAAAUCCCUGUGCAUCCCAUUGGAUAUAAUGAUGCAGAAAUAAUACUACGCUACUUAGGAGGAACUGCUGCCCCAGAUGAGAGCUGGAAGGGAAGUCUUAAUGUGGAUUACAAUAUCGGCCCUGGCUUUGCAGGGCAUGAUACUUUCAGGAAGGUUAAAAUGCAUGUUCAUAACAUCAAUCAAAUCACAAGGAUUUACAAUGUGAUUGGAACUAUCAAAGGAUCUGUGGAACCUGACAGGUAUAUUAUUCUGGGAGGUCAUCGAGACUCCUGGGUAUUUGGAGGUAUUGACCCAACCAGUGGGGCUGCUGUUUUGCAAGAAGUUGCCCAGAGUUUUGGAAAACUGAUGAGUAGAGGAUGGAGACCAAGAAGAACCAUCAUUUUUGCCAGCUGGGAUGCAGAAGAGUUUGGACUUCUGGGUUCCACAGAAUGGGCUGAGGAGAAUGUAAAAACACUCCAGGAGAGAGGUGUUGCUUAUAUCAACUCAGAUUCAUCUGUAGAAGGCAAUUAUACUCUCAGAGUUGACUGUACACCCCUUCUUUACCAACUGGUGUAUAAACUAACAAAAGAGAUCUCCAGCCCUGAUGAUGGUUUUGAGAGCAAAUCUCUUUUUGAAAGCUGGUUGAAAAAGGACCCUUCAUCUGAAAAUAAAAACCUGCCUAGAAUCAGCAAGCUGGGAUCUGGAAGUGAUUUUGAAGCUUAUUUUCAGAGACUUGGAAUUGCUUCAGGCAGAAUCCGUUACACUAAGAAUAGGAAAACAGAUAAUUACAGCAGCUAUCCAGUGUACCAUACAAUUUAUGAGACAUUUGAAUUGGUAGAGAACUUUUAUGACCCCAAAUUUAAAAAACAGCUUGCUGUGGCUCAAUUGCGAGGAGCACUAGUUUAUGAGCUUGCAGACUCUAAAAUCAUUCCUUUCAAUAUACAAGACUAUGCAAAAGCUUUGGAAAUCUAUGCAACAAGUAUCUACAAAUUAUCCAAGAAACAUGACCAAGAAUUUAGACACUAUGGAGUAUCAUUUGAUUCCUUAUUUUCUGCUGUGAAAAACUUCUCAGAGGCUGCUUCAGAUUUUCAUAGAAGACUUUCACAAGUUGAUCUUAAUAACCCUGUUGCCGUGAGAAUCAUGAAUGACCAGCUGAUGCUCCUGGAAAGAGCGUUCAUCGAUCCUCUUGGUUUACCAGGCAGACCCUUCUACAGGCACAUCAUCUUUGCUCCAAGUAGCCACAACAAAUAUGCUGGAGAAUCGUUUCCUGGCAUCUAUGAUGCUAUGUUUGAUAUUGACAAUAAAGCAGAUGCUCAUUCAGCCUGGAAAGAAGUAAAGAAACACAUUUCUGUUGCAGCUUUUACAAUUCAAGCAGCAGCAGGGACUCUGAAAGAAUUCUUAUAGUAAGAUCUUAGCCAAUUGGCUGCCAUUAAAAGUCAGAGAAUAAAAUCCAUCUUUCUUUUUGAUAAUGCAUGAAGCUGGAAUAUGCCAGAAUCUUGCUUUUCAUGUCAUUUUGACCUGAAACUUCCAUCUUGUUCAUCUGCAAAGAGUUUUGGCUUUUUGAAAAUUCUUAACUUCAUCAUCAAAGUGUGAUGAUCUAAUAAAGCAAGAAAAAAACGCCAGUCAUGUCAGAAAGAGGUAAGGUAAAUGAAAAUUCCUUAAAGUAUAACAUGGCAAGGAACCUGAAUUCUUCAGAUGGCAGAGAUGGAAAAAGCUAGCACAACCACUUGGGAAAGCAGUCUGGCACUUUCUUAUAAAGUGAAUUAUAUACUUACAUUAUAGCUCCCAAAUCCUACUUUCCAGUAUUUACUAAGAAACAAAAAUAUGAUCACCAGAAGACUCUUACAUGCAUGUUCAUAGCAGCUUAAGGUGGAAAUAAUGCAAAUAUCCAUCUACAAAUGAAUGGAUAAACUGUGGUAUGUACACAAGGGAGUCCUCAGAAGAAAAAAAAGAAAUACUUGCCACUAGAUGUAAUAUUAUUUGCAGACAUUGUUCCAGGAAGAAAGUCAGACGCAAAAGACUGCCUUAGUAUGAGUCUAUUUACAUGAGGAAACAAAACUACAGAUUAGACCAGUGAUUGCCUGGGUCAGUUAGGGGGAAGGGAGAUGUGCUGCAAGGAGGCAUAAGGAACCUCUCUGGGGUGUGUUUGCUGGAUCAUGAUCUGGGUGAUGGUUAUGCAAGUAUAUACAGUUGUAAAAACGCAUCAAACUGUAAACUUAAAAUGUGUAACAAUAAAUUAAUAAAUUUCAUUACCAAAAAAAAAAAA